This is a messenger RNA of Neurospora crassa OR74A, 1628 nucleotides long. Its product is annotated as eukaryotic translation initiation factor 6. Lineage: Eukaryota; Fungi; Ascomycota; Sordariomycetes; Sordariales; Sordariaceae. Gene Ontology annotation, cellular component: nucleolus; preribosome, large subunit precursor; cytosol. Gene Ontology annotation, molecular function: ribosomal large subunit binding. The transcript has 3 exons. Gene Ontology annotation, biological process: maturation of LSU-rRNA; ribosomal subunit export from nucleus; maturation of 5.8S rRNA. The record is from RefSeq and is a predicted model, not a curated record. The coding region runs from base 401 to 1141 and encodes 246 amino acids.
CUUCUCGAUGGCAAAAAUGGAAGGGUUUGAGUAGAGAGGUUGGGUUGGUAAGCCGCAUGUAUGCGUCCAUGUCUUGUUGUUGAAGGCAAGUACUGGUACAUACAUCUGUAAGGGUCUUGGUACCCGCUUCCAAAAGCUGUGUGGUUCUUCCUCAGUCCAGAUUCCAGAUUUGAUAGCGCCCCACUUUACACAUAGCCUGGAGUCUGAAUCCAGAUUAUAUUUUCCUUCCAUCGCCCACCCCACCAGUCGUCAUUCGCGAAGCAGCAAAACGGCAUUCUAUACCUCCAAUCUCCAUUGCUUCAGUCGCAUAAACUCAAUCUCUCCGUCUCUAUCGGAAUACCACUUCACCCACCAAGUAAAGGAAGCCCACUAGGAGCACUACACAAGAAGAACCGAAGCCAUGGCUGUCCGCGCCCAGUUCGAGAACUCCAACGAGGUUGGAGUCUUUUCCACACUUACAAACUCUUACGCUUUGGUCGCCGUCGGUGCCAGCGAAAACUUUUACAGCGUCUUCGAGGCCGAACUCCAAGAUGUUAUCCCUAUCUGCAGAACCACCAUUGCCGGCACAAGAAUCAUCGGUCGCUUGACAGCUGGUAACCGCAAAGGUCUCCUCGUCCCCACUACCACAAGCGACCAGGAACUGCAACAUCUGCGCAACAGUCUCCCCGACGACGUGCGCAUACAACGUAUCGAGGAGCGCCUGUCGGCCCUGGGCAACGUGAUUGUGUGCAACGACCACACGGCGCUGAUCCACCCGGAUCUGGAGCGCGAGACCGAAGAGAUCAUUGCCGACGUGCUCGGCGUCGAGGUGUUCCGCCAGACCAUUGCCGACAACGUGCUCGUCGGUAGCUACAUGGCGCUCAGCAACCAGGGCGGCCUCGUUCACCCCAAGACAUCCAUCCAGGACCAGGACGAGCUCAGCUCCCUGCUCCAGGUACCGCUGGUGGCCGGCUCCGUCAACAGAGGUUCCAACGUCAUCGGCGGUGGCAUGGUGGUCAACGACUGGAUGGCCGUCACUGGUCUUGAUACUACGGCGCCCGAGCUGAGUGUUAUCGAGAGCGUGUUCAGGUUAGGAGAGGGUGCCGCGCCUGGCCAGAUCAACUCCAGCCUCAAGGAUACCAUGGUCGAGUCUUUCUACUAAAUCCAAUGGUUUUUCUUUUGUGGGCUUGUUUUGGAGUUGGUGUUAUCUGUGCUUGGUAGGCAAGGAGAAAGGAAGGCAAUGUGUGAGGCAGGAGGGAGCGGAGGCGAGAGAUGGAUGUGUAGGAGGCGGGAUUCUUGUCAGGUAUACCAACGACAAUGGGUCGUUUCUGACAUGCAUGCUCAAGCGUGAGCAAACAAGGCGAUUUUUCUUCCAAUGAAUGGUUCCUAUGACUGGCGUUUUUGCGUGAGGAUAUGGAUAUGUGUGAAGAUGACCGUGGUUGUGGCUCGGCCUGGAUUGCGAGAUUGCUUCGAGUUUUGGAAAUGCCAUCUGGAAUGAAAAAAAGCUUCCAGUUGACAUGGCCAUGGCCGUUCAGAAUAAUCACGAAGUAUAGAUACUCUUCGAGGUUCAGUUAACAUGUGACAUAUAAGUCCAGAACGCGGGACCAAUGUCUUUGGGAUUUGGGGCAAGGCACGGUUUUCUGCCAAGG